Messenger RNA from Nothobranchius furzeri (turquoise killifish), 1504 nucleotides. The record is from RefSeq and is a predicted model, not a curated record. Lineage: Eukaryota; Metazoa; Chordata; Actinopteri; Cyprinodontiformes; Nothobranchiidae.
GCGCAUGCGCUUGGUACUAACGUUUUCUCGCGAGAAGUGUGGACCAGCAUGGCGGUGCUUCUUGAAACGACGCUGGGAGAUAUUGUUAUUGAUUUAUUCACAGAAGAAAGGCCUAAAACUUGCCUUAACUUCCUGAAGUUGUGCAAAAUAAAGUACUACAACUACUGUCUGAUCCACAAUGUACAGAGAGACUUCAUUGUGCAGACUGGAGAUCCUACUGGAACAGGUCGUGGAGGAGAAUCUAUUUACUGUAAACUGUAUGGAGACCAGGCCCGCUUUUUUGAUGUAGAGAAGGCACCCCGCAUCAAACACAGGAAGAAAGGGACGGUGUCCAUGGUGAACAAUGGAAAUGAGCAACAUGGCUCUCAGAAUUAACCACACCGUGAUACUAGAUGAUCCGUUUGAUGACCCUCUGGACCUGCCGGUGCCAGACCGAUCCCCGGAGCCCAGCAAGGAGCAGUUGGAUAGCGGCCGGAUCGGAGCUGAGGAGGUGAUCGAUGAUACUGAAGGGAAGGAGGCUGAGGAGCUGGAAGAGAGGUUGAAGGAGAAGGAGGCUAAGACUCAGGCCAUCCUGCUGGAGAUGGUGGGGGACCUCCCUGAUGCAGAUGUGAAGCCUCCAGAGAAUGUUCUGUUUGUGUGUAAGCUGAAUCCAGUAACCACUGAUGAGGACCUGGAAAUCAUCUUUUCUCGCUUUGGACCCAUCAAAAGCUGUGAGAUCAUCAGAGACUGGAAGUCUGGAGAUUCCCUCUGUUACGCUUUCAUCGAGUUCGAUAAGCAAGAGGACUGCGAGAAAGCUUACUUCAAGAUGGACAACGUACUCAUUGAUGACCGGCGGAUCCAUGUGGACUUCAGUCAGUCGGUCGCUAAGAUCAAGUGGAAAGGAAAAGGUGGCAAGUACACCAAAGAUGACUUCAAAGCCUACGAGAAGGACCUGGAAAACCGAGGAAAGCUAGCUUUGAAGGACAAGAUGAAGCCCAAACAAGAUUCCAAGUAUGACCUGCUGAUUGAGGAUGAAGAGGAGACAGUGAGCCAUCAGCACCUUGACAAGAAACAUAAGAAGAAGCAUCAUCAUCAUCAUUCAGAUAAUGAGGAUGGCAAGAACACCAGAAAACACAAAGACAGUAAGGAGAGCCACGGUGACAGGAAGGUGGGCCGCCAGCACUCACGUUCACGCUCAAGAGACCGGGACCACAAGCACAGAAAGUCCCGAUCCAGACAUGACAAAGAGGGUCAGGACAAAGGUCACAGGGACAUGAGCCGCUCCCCCAAAAGGUCGAAGGACAAGGACAGGAGCAGAUUCAGAUGACUGUAUAAGAGUAAAACCUGAAGUCCACGAUGUUCAGCUCACUCUUAGAUCACUAACGGGUCUGAUGUGGAACUUUUACAUCCAGCAAUGAGAACCUGGGAGUCUGUGGGUUUUUGUUUUAGCUCAUCAUGUGAAUGUGAAGGAUUUCUGUAGUCAGACUUGUGAUAAAUUAAAGGCAUAAUAUGCAAAUUUUUCCUA